GUUUCCCCUCUGCCUCGUUGUAUCACUACGAGCCUUUUUCGAACUGUUACACUACAAGCCUCUUUCGAACAACGAAACAUAUACGAUGAGAUCAAGCAGACGUAACUUAGGAUUGAGACCAGAGUAUAGUCCGGAACCAACACCACCGAACUCAGAUAUAUUAGUACCAGAUUCAGAAGGUAACUGGAAUAUCGAAAAUACUUUAGAGGAAGAAGAAAGAAUUAGGAAAGAAGAUGAACAAGAAAAUCGAUUGAAUGAAGAAAGAAGCGAGGAAGAAAUUGAUAGUUCAAUUGAAGAAAUUAAAUUGAUAAAGAACAAAUCAAAAAUCAAAGAUAUAAACUGGUCUUCUGAAGAUGAUUCAUCCUCAUCAAGUUCUAAAGAGAAAACGAUAAAAUUAGACCAAUCGACUUUGAUAGAUAAAGCUUAUAAAGCUUUAGAUUUAGGUGACUCAAAGUUAGCGAAGAAGUUGUUAUUGAAGAUGAAAGUGGAAGAAUUGAUAAAUACUACGAAAUCAACAUCCGAUAAAGCGAAUCCAAUGUCCAAAUACAAAAGUGGAAAGACAGCAAACAACACUUUAAGACGCUUCACGGAUUACUGGGACAACCACCUGAAACUGAUGGACAUUCAUUUCCCUUUGACUAUAUUCAAUUCUGAAUGGAUAGAAUUUGAUAGUUUGAUAGCAGGAAAGAGUAUGUCGAAGAAGAAAGACAAACCGACAGGACAACCCGCCAAAAAUGAAUGGUGGCUAUCUUUCGCUGAUUGGACUAGAGCGAGAAUUUUAAUGGUGAAAUACUUAAAAGAGCAAUACGGACAUGAAGCCUUUGCAAAAGAUUUAGAAAAGCACUUCGAAUACGUUCAGCAAUUAAGUGAUAGACAUGGAUGGAUAGUCGCAUUUAGAUAUGACAUAGCUGUAAGAAACGAUGUCACUUGUAAUCGUAUCGAUGGAGCUCCAGGCGAUCCAAGCGAAAGACGUCAGGAAUUUCUAGAUGACGCGAUAGCUAGAACCGCCUUCUUACAAGCGGUAGCCCGGAGGAUCUGGGGAUGGCCUGAUACAGCUCUGAGAGUCCUGAGAAUCCUGCCCUAAGCCAUGCCUCAUGGGUUUACAUCAUAUAAAUCAAAUUACCCAUACUCUCAGAUAUUUCACUUACAGCCGUUCCCGAAAAGGUUGCUUUUUUGAAUUUUUUUUUGGGGCGGUUAGGGCUGUUAAGAUCAGAUAGGGUCAGAUUUUACUC
This is a messenger RNA of Melampsora larici-populina 98AG31, 1232 nucleotides long. RefSeq lists its product as hypothetical. The record is from RefSeq and is a predicted model, not a curated record. The transcript has 2 exons. NCBI's taxonomy places the organism in Eukaryota, Fungi, Basidiomycota, Pucciniomycetes, Pucciniales, Melampsoraceae. The coding region runs from base 86 to 1084 and encodes 332 amino acids.